Molecule: messenger RNA, 1921 nt
Organism: Olea europaea var. sylvestris
Lineage: Eukaryota; Viridiplantae; Streptophyta; Magnoliopsida; Lamiales; Oleaceae
Product: aluminum-activated malate transporter 8-like
Exons: 7
Coding region: 1-1563 (520 amino acids)
Biological process (GO): malate transport
Cellular component (GO): plant-type vacuole membrane
Source: RefSeq, a predicted model, not a curated record
AUGGAGUUGGAAUCUGGAAAUCAGGAGAAAGUGGGUUUUUUUGUGCUUGGAUUUUUGUGGGUGAAGCGCUUUACCAAGAAGUUCCUUUCUGAAAUGGUUGAAAUUGCUGAGCAUGCUAAAAAGAUUGCAAGAGAUGAUCCAAGAAAAGUGAUCCAUUCAUUGAAAGUUGGACUAGCACUUAAUUUAGUUUCAUUGCUCUAUUACAUCCAGCCUUUGUACAGAAACUUUGGUGAAAACACAAUGUGGGCUGUUAUGACUGUGGUGGUUGUCUUUGAAUUCACUAUUGCAAGAGAUGAUCCAAGAAAAGUGAUCCAUUCAUUGAAAGUUGGACUAGCACUUAAUUUAGUUUCAUUGCUCUAUUACAUCCAGCCUUUGUACAGAAACUUUGGUGAAAACACAAUGUGGGCUGUUAUGACUGUGGUGGUUGUCUUUGAAUUCACUGUUGGUGCAACAAUUGGAAAAGGGCUAAAUAGAGGAUUGGCAACUCUGGUAGGUGGUGCUCUAGGCCUUGGAGCUUAUCACUUAUCUAGCAUUGCUGGAAAACCCGGUGAACCGAUAUUAAUUGGAAUACUUGUCUUUCUACAAGCUGGGGCAUCAACAUUCAUACGAUUCUUUCCCAGAGUGAAGGCUAGAUAUGAUUAUGGGAUGCUAAUCUUCACGUUGACAUUUUGUUUGGUAUCCGUAUCUGGUUUUCGAAGCGAUGACCUAUUUGAGUUGGCUCGAGAGAGGCUCUGUACCAUACUAAUAGGUGCAUCAGCUUGUGUGAUUGUAUCCAUAUUUGUUCGCCCUGUAUGGGCUGGUGAAGAUCUUCACAAGCUUGUAGCUCUGAACUUAGAGAGGCUAGGAAAUUUUUUAGAAGGUUUUGCAGGUGAGAUUUCGAAUUCGACGGAAGCUAAAGAAUUUGAAAAUGAUGUGCAAUUUCGGGUUGGCGUGAAUGGCAUUCUGGAUUCGAAAAACAGAGAAGAUAUCUUGGCUAACUUGGCAAGAUGGGAACCAGGGCAUGGUCAGUUCAUGUAUCGCCAUCCAUGGAAACAAUACCUCAAGAUAGGGAAUUUGACAAGGCAGUGUGCCCGCAGGGUUGAAUCCCUCAACAGCUACCUAAUUCCUAAAACUCAAGCAUCAGAGAACAAUGAUAUGAUUCAGGUGGCAUUUUCAAACGUCAGUUCAGAAUCUGGAAAAGCAUUAAAAGAACUAGCAUUGGCAAUUAAAACAAUGAUUUUGCCAUCCUCCCCUAAUCCGCAUAUAACGAACAUGAAAAUCGCAUCUGGAAACCUAAAAUCCUUCCUAAAAUCAGAUUUCUGUGAAGACACUAACCUUCUGCAAAUAAUGCCAGUUGCUGCUAUUGCUUCACUACUGAUAGAAAUAGUUAUCUGUGUAGAAAAUAUUGCUGACGCUGUUAAUGAAUUAGCUUCUCUUGCAAAUUUUAAAGGCAGAAAUUCAAAUGGAGGUGGCCGAAAUUCAUCAAAGAGACAAUGCAGGAUUUUUGACCAGCUUCCAGAGGAUGAGAUUCCACACGUUAUUUCAAUUAAUGAACCAACUUUGACUAGGUCACAAACUAUUUAAUAAACAAUAAACUCGCAGACGUGUGAAUUUCAAUUCAUGGAAAAAGUUUUAUGCUGCUCCUAGUGAAAAGUUGAGAGAAUGAUAGAGCUGUUCUGUGUUGUUUCCAAAUUCAUGGCAACUUAAACUUACUAUUGAACAAAUUUUGACAAAAUUAUCCUGUUUGAUUUACUUGUACCAAUUACUGAGAAUUUUCUUGGAAAAAUGUUGGUGAAAGUGUUACCUUUUCAUUGAUAACAACACAGUGUUAUACACAUGUAGAGUCAUGCCACAAACAUAAAGAUUUCUGCAAAGGAAGCUGCAGGGAAAUUUGCACAAAAUCAUCUAAAAUAGAGCAAUUUUUUGCGUUGUCUUGGGUCAA